Molecule: messenger RNA, 432 nt
Organism: Notothenia coriiceps (black rockcod)
Lineage: Eukaryota; Metazoa; Chordata; Actinopteri; Perciformes; Nototheniidae
Product: catalase-like
Exons: 3
Coding region: 85-432 (115 amino acids)
Biological process (GO): hydrogen peroxide catabolic process; response to hydrogen peroxide
Cellular component (GO): cytoplasm; mitochondrion; peroxisome
Molecular function (GO): catalase activity; heme binding
Source: RefSeq, a predicted model, not a curated record
AUGGUACAGUCUUUUUCAGCUCACUGAUUUUUUCUCACUCAGGUUUGGUCUCAAAAAGAAUACCCUUUGAUCCCUGUGGGCAAAAUGGUCCUCAACAGGAAUGCAUUGAACUACUUUGCCGAGAUAGAGCAGCUGGCCUUUGACCCCAGCAACAUGCCGCCUGGCAUCGAGGCGAGCCCCGACAAGAUGCUGCAGGGUCGUCUCUUCUCUUACCCAGAUACACAUCGACACCGGCUGGGAGCAAACUACCUGCAGCUCCCCGUCAACUGUCCUUUCAGGACCCGCGUGACCAACUACCAGCGCGAUGGCCCCAUGUGCAUGUUUGACAACCAAGGUCUGUGUGUGUGUGUGUGUGGAGCUUUAGAAAUCAUCCACAGCCCCUCCAUUUCAGAGGGCAGCGGGGUGGGGGAGGUGUACAUGGGGUCUGUCUGA